Ctenopharyngodon idella (grass carp) is the source of this 4160-nucleotide messenger RNA. RefSeq names its product tripartite motif-containing protein 16-like. The record is from RefSeq and is a predicted model, not a curated record. Lineage: Eukaryota; Metazoa; Chordata; Actinopteri; Cypriniformes; Xenocyprididae. Bases 1626 to 2888 code for a protein of 420 amino acids. Gene Ontology annotation, molecular function: protein binding; zinc ion binding. The transcript is spliced from 6 exons.
AAAAUCCUACACUUACUUAGAAAGCAAAACAAAAUGGGCCGCCGAUGUACGAGUUUCAUGGGCCGAUCUCACACACACACAAAAAAGUAUGAAAUGUAUCGGCCCAAAAACCACAUCAGCCCAGAGGGGAAAAUGCCUGGUCUGCCAGAUGGCCAGUCUGCCCCUGUGUCCACUUGACCUCGGGUGUGCAUUUUUUUCUUCUUUCUUCUUUUUUUCUUCUUCUAAUAAUUCAUUAUUUUUUAUGAUUAUUGAUUUUGAUAUUAGCAUUUGGCAAACUAUCUGUUUAAUUGACCGUUCACAAAGACCCGCCUCCUUUAGUUACUGUUGCUAUGUUUCAACCACAGAAAGACAUCAGUGCACGUCAUAUUUCAAGUUCAAGUCCACCAACGUUAAUCUACUAACUCCCCUGAAUGCUUUGUCAGACAAAAUGGCGGAUUCGGCGUUAUGACUGGUUAGAUCACCUGUCAAUCAAACGCCCGGCAAAGGGUCAAUUAGGCAAGCUCCCUUUCCUAUUGCAGAGCUAUGACAUUGUUCUGUGUCCACAUGUUCAAAUUUUGAGUGACCAGAAGGCAAACAUUCUUUGACCCAUACAACGUAUUGUUGGCUAUUGCUACAAAUAUACCCGUGCAACUUAUGACUGGUUUUGUGGUCCAGGGUCACAUAUGACAUGUUAAAAUACUAGUAACACAUUAAAGCAAUGUAAAGACAGAUUAAUAGAUUAACAGAAAAAUAUUCAUAGCAAAAUAUUUUUGAAAUUCUAUGCCAAUUAUUGGUAAAAGUGAUAACUUGUAAAUAAUCUUAAAUGUCUCACUGCUAUGGUGGAGCCGUUGCUUAGCCUACAUCUGCACUUUACUACUAAAGCACCCUCAGUGAUUCGAUUCUGGAACCGGGCCUGUUUCUGUAUGGGACAGCAUAGAACUGUAUGAAAACACAACAUUUAAAUGAAUUCCUGCAUUUCAUUUGUUCACACUCUGUGAGCUGUUUGAUCCACACUGCUAGGUUAGCUCAUGAUGACAAAUAGCUAUGAAACGACAAUAAUCGAUAAUCUAAUAAUGAAUUAUUAGAUUCAAAUAAAUCAGUUAAAUGAGCAGAGACAACUGAAAGUAAGCAUUCACAUAGUACUUCGUAUGAAGAUGAGCAGAACUGAUGUUACUAAUACAUUUUGACAUGUUAAAGUCAUCUCUUAGAUUAGUUAAUGCACUAUGGAUUAACAUGAAUGAUCAAGGUAUAAUUAAUAUUUUUUAUAUUUAAAACUUACAAUAAACAUUUUACCAUUUUUUUUUUUAUUCAAAGAAAACAAAAUGGAUGAAACAGAGUUAAAACUGAACACAAUCUUGCUGCUCAAACUGUAUAUAGAACAAUUUUUAAUAAUAUUUUUGCUCCUUUUGUAUUUUGCAUUUACUUGUACAUAUACUUUCAAUACUUAAGUACGUUUAAUAAAAAACUUUUACUCAAGUAUUAUUCUAAACAGUGACUGUAACUUCUACCAAAGUCAUUUUCUAGUAAGAUAUCUAUACUUAUACUCAAGUGUGGCUUUCAGGUACUUUACCAUGUCACCCAAACACAGAACCAGGAAACACUUUCAGUUCACAGAAAGAGAAACUGAAGUGUAGUUGAGCUGUAGCAUGUUUGUUUCUCUGUAUUCUUGCAGUAAAAUGGCAGAAGCCAGAAUUUCAGUGAAUCUGGAGAUGAUCUGCCAGAAACACGUCAAGCUCCUUGAGGUUUUCUGCCGCACUGAUCAGAAGUGUAUAUGUCUGCUGUGUACGAUGGAUGAACAUAAAAACCACGACACUGUAUCAGCUGCAGCACAGAGGACAGAGAAACAGCACCAGCUGAAGGAGACGCAGAGGUGGUUCCAGCAGAGGAUCCAGCAGAGAGAGAAAGAUCUUCAGCAGCUGAGAGAGGCUGUGGAGUCUCAUAAGCGCUCUGCACAGACAGCAGUGGAGGACAGUGAGAGGAUCUUCACUGAGCUCAUCCCCUCCAUUGAGAGAAGCCACUCUGAGGCCACACAGCGGAUCAGAGAUCAGGAAAAGACUGCAGUGAGUCGAGCUGAAGGACGACUGGAGCGACUGGAGCAGGAGAUCAAUGAUCUGAGGAGGAGAGACGCUAAGCUGGAGCAGCUUUCACACACACAGGAUCACAUCCAUUUCCUGCAGAGUUUCCAGUCUCUCUCAGCUCCUCCUGAAUCUACAGACGUAAAUGACAAUCCCUUCAGUUCUCUCUCCUCUUUUGAUGACGUGAGAGAAUCUGUCCAUCAGCUGAGAGACAAACUGGAGGAUUUCUGCAAAGAGGAGCUCAAGCAGAUCUCUGACAAAGUCACUUUCACCAACUUUGUUCCCAGGACCAGGAACGACUUCCUACAAUAUUCCCAUCAGCUCGCUCUGGAUCUGAACACAGUGAAUAAACGCCUCCGUCUGUCUGAGAGGAACAGAGUGAUUACUAACAUUUUCAGAGAGCAGCCGUAUCCUGAUCAUCCAGACAGAUUUGAUCAUUGGCAGAUGUUGUGUAGAGAGAGUGUGUGUGGACGCUGUUACUGGGAGAUUGAGUGGAGUGGGUUGUUUGGUGUGUCUAUAUCAGUGUCAUAUAAGAGCAUCAGCAGGAAGGGAGAGGAUAGUGAGUGUGUGUUUGGAUAUAAUGAUCAGUCCUGGAGUUUGAGGUGCUCUUCCUCCAGUUACUCAUUCAGACACAAUAACAUACACACUGAACUCCCUGUAAAGUCCAUCAGCAGUAGAAUAGGAGUGUUUGUGGAUCACAGUGCAGGAACUCUGUCCUUCUACAGCGUCUCUGGAGACACAAUGAGCCUCAUCCACACAGUCCAGACCACAUUCACUCAACCGCUCUAUCCUGGGUUUAGAGUUUAUUCUGGAUCAUCAGUGAAACUGUGUUGAUGUAUCAAAAUAGACUAUAGAGAGAUUCUACCCAUAAUGCUUUGAGCUCAUGAUAAAUCAGUAUCAGUGGGAUGUUAUAGAGUCUCUUAUUUUCUCUUCAUUACAUUAAUACUACAGCUGAACUUCUGUCAGAAUAAAUGUGUGUAAUGAAUCCUCAUAUAGACAGUAAGAUCAGUGUGUGUUUGUGAGUCAUGAUGAGUGACGGUGUGUAUCUGUGCUUUUAUCAACCUCUGUUUGUGUUGAUGGAAAUCGGUCAUUCAGUUCUUAUUGUAGUGUCACAUAAAUAAUUUUUAUUAUUUCUCUCAAAAUUACCUUUCAAUUGAAAUGAUCACACACAGGAUUCAUUAACACAUAACGUAUAACUCAAUUAAAGGUACUUUGUUGUCAAAUUUAUAAAUGUCAGUUUAUUAAUAAAUGUGAAAUAUAUAAGCCCAGAUCAUGUGAUCAUACUGUAAACUCUUGAUCAGUGAAAGUAUGAGCACAAUUAUUCUGAUCUAAUCCAGUUUACUUUAAAUAAACCUCCCCCUGAACUGAAUUUACAGACCUGAUGCUCUGACAACUCUGAGAAAAGAUAAAAACAACAAGGAUUGAGUCAAUCAUCAUCAGUUCAAUCCAGAUAACUCAGAAAUAUAUUAGGUGUGAAAGAAGGAAAACUGUAAGCUGAACUCUGAAAUCAGUCCAGAUGAAUCACAUCAUUACUGUAAAUGUCAGAAUUGUUGGAGUUUCUUUGUUCAGUGGUUCAUGCUGCUUGUCCUGAUCUAGAAAGUAUCCUGACAUGAUAAAACCAUGUUUUUCUACAUGAACUGUGGUAAUACCAUGCUCUGAAUUCAUGUAGUGUUGAGGUGAAUAAUGUCAGUGUUUUCUUUCUAUAUCUGUCAUGUGAUCGUCCCGCUGCUGCUCUCAGUGCUGUAAUGAACACAAAUAAUUCAAUAUAUUAAUAUACUUCACUUUCAUCAGAGCAGAGAGAGUCAAUGAUGAAGUGUUUCAAUAGAGGAUGUCAAACACUCUCAUGAGCUUCUUCUGCAUCUAGCAGCACCUUCAGAGAUGAGACCCAUGUGAUCUAUACCAUGACCUUCGACCUUCCUGAAAGAUGAGCCAAUUCCAUUUGAAUAUGACCUCUGUCAGUAUUUCUACAUGUUAAAGAAACCAACUGUACCUGAAAAAUGUAAUGUAAUUUCUGUCUUUGAUCUGUUGUAUUUAAUCCUAUUGUGUGUCAUUUGCUUCUUUAUUCUUAUUAUUUUAACAAAAGAGAUUAAAUAACCAAAAAAUCUA